AGCUUCCACCUACAUCACCGGUCAUCACCUGAUUCUUCUCCUAUCCAGAACCCCCUUUCUCCAUUUUCUCCGAUCGUGGGAUCCCUCCUUCAGAUCUGGAUCUACGUUUCUCCAAAAUUUCUGUCUUGGGUGUUUUUGUUUCAUAUUCUGCAAUUUCCUGAUGUUUGGUGCUUAAACUUGUAUGAAUUUGCUAAAAGUGAAUGAUAUUCAGUGAUUCGUUGCUUGCUACUCAGUGUUUACCACUACAGCCACCGGUCCGUAGCUUGCCCCAAAUUGCUUUCUUAAGAAUAUGUUCGUGUACCAGUCUUUAGUUUCUUUACAUCUAUGUUGAUACAGAUGGUUUCUGCCUUGUGUUUCUUCUAGUUUCAUAUGCAAUUUCUUGAUUCAUCACACCCUAGAUCAGAGACCAAAUUUGUGUUUGGAUUUUUGGAAGCCUCUUCUUCUUCUUCAAUCUCCAUGAAAGUAAAAUCGAGAUUUGAAA
Molecule: messenger RNA, 481 nt
Organism: Rubroshorea leprosula
Lineage: Eukaryota; Viridiplantae; Streptophyta; Magnoliopsida; Malvales; Dipterocarpaceae
Source: the annotation of a GenBank genome assembly